Notodromas monacha is the source of this 1509-nucleotide messenger RNA. Lineage: Eukaryota; Metazoa; Arthropoda; Ostracoda; Podocopida; Cyprididae. The record is from the annotation of a GenBank genome assembly.
AUGUCCAUCCCAGUUGAGCGCGCGUGGGUUGAUGGAAUCUUCAAGUUAAAGUGUUCCGCGGAAUUGAUCGAAAGUUUGGACCCGAUAGGCAAAGGCCUCAUCACUUGGGCUGCAGAUGGAGAGGACAACACGUUGUGGUCAAGACUUCGGAAUAAACCCAUAGGAAGGGUUUUCGACCAGGAAAUGGAGAAGGUGCAUGGGCGUGGCAUAUAUGCCAGUGUCAUCAAGCCAUGCACCCAACCCAUCAUCAAGACUGCCCAGGAAUUUUUUGACCUGGCUAGGAUAGAAGGAGUCAUGCAUCCACAUUCUGUUGGUGGUGGAGCAUGUAUUCUUCAGCAUCCACCAAAAAUGGAUCCGAAGGUGGAAUGCACAAAGGCAGGUGCAUCAUCAAGUGAGGAAGAAAAUCGAAAGGCGUACUGGUCAAGCCUACGUGCUCUGGAAGUUGGCCAGAGAAGUCCAUCAGUGAAAUAUGUCACGGAAAUGACAGUUUCAGAACUUGAUCCUCUCAGGCUGGAACGAAUAAUACAGGAGAAGGGCAGGCCAAAAGAUGGGACGUUUUGUGCAGCUUUGACCGAUUUACCGGGAUCAAUUCUUGGAAACCUCAGUACAAGUUUUGAUCCCAUGUUUUCCAUUGAGGGAGUCAACUCUCCUUUCUUCUUCAUCGGCACCCGUAACUCUUCGUUCCCCAUGCACUGUGAGGAUAUGGACCUCUUCUCAGUGAACCUGCACUGGGGUGGAUAUCCAAAGAUUUGGUACAGCAUGGGUGCACGUGAGGUUCCGGAAUAUGAAAACAUUGUCGAGUGUGCAAUUGGGAAAGACUUUCCUGAAUGCGGAAACCUACCAAGGCAUAAGAUUUAUGCCUUUGAUGAAGUCUGGUUGGACCAUUACUGCCUGAAUGCGUGUGUGGCAGUUCAACAUCCGUACGAGUUCAUAAUCACAACACCAAGAGGACCACAUGCUGGAUUCAACACUGGCCUCAAUCUGAAUGUGGCCAUUAACUUCGCUAUCCCACUGUGGGUGGACUAUGGUCUGCGGGUGAAGUUCUGCAGUUGUGAGGGAGCACAAGAAAACAAUGUUAGGUUUCCAUUGGAACCCUUUGUUAGGCACUACUGCAGUCCAGCCACGUACGAAGAAUGGUUGCGUCGAGGACUUCAGAAGUUUCCAGCAAACCGACCGGACCUGUCAGCAACCGAAAUUCCACAACAAGUCCCACCUCCAACUCUUUCUCAGUUGAAGUUGACAAGGAUACCACAAACGGAUGCAGAAUGGGAUUAUGAAACAAGAGGAGAUAAAGUGCAGAAGAAGCUCCUCAAACUCCUUCAGAAUAGGAUUGAUUUCUUGGAGGGAAAAGUUGAGGAUUACCUCAGACUUGGUGCAAGAUUUGUCAAGAAGCAUCACAUCUGUCUUGUGAUUGACGAGGUUCACAAGAGGCAACGUUCAACUGGGACCUCAUCAGACGUUCAACCCGAAGUUCUUGAAGAAGAAGAAGAAAUUGACAAUGUGAAGGAA